This is a messenger RNA of Lentinula edodes (shiitake mushroom), 2832 nucleotides long. RefSeq names its product isoprenoid synthase domain-containing protein. The transcript has 9 exons. The record is from RefSeq and is a predicted model, not a curated record. Bases 1 to 2832 code for a protein of 943 amino acids. Lineage: Eukaryota; Fungi; Basidiomycota; Agaricomycetes; Agaricales; Omphalotaceae.
AUGUUCCUACAAUUGCCCAGUGCACCUACAGUAUUCGCUCGUGAUUAUCAAGGAGCGCAGUUGAUGAUAUUCAGAGAUUAUCUGAGGUAUACUGAGAACGAAGGUUUGUCUCAUUCUGGUUCUGUUGGAGUCCCGCUGGAUGUAUCCAGCCCUCCGAUCCUGACCCUAGUCCUAACCCCGAUGAUAGAAGUAUCGUCCAGCAUAAAAAGGAGUAAGGGUUCUACAUGUAGUCGCCCUGCACUCACGACCUCAGUCCUAACUCACGCUACGCUCCUACCACCAACGAAACGAAACGCCUCUUCUUCUUCUUUGCACCACAUGGUACGAGCCAAGACGAAGACCUUUGCUAGUCCCCGAAAUCCCUCUCCAACUACUGCGAACAACUUCAUUCUUCCGGAUUUGUUAUCACACUGCCGUUUUCCCCUCAUUUACCAUCCCAAGGGGGAUGCCGUGGCCGCGGAGUCUGUCCGUUGGCUCGACACUCACUGCCCUGAUUUGAGGGAAAAACGCAGGCGAGCUCUAUACGGCCUACGAGCAGGAGAACUGACUGCAUUCUGCUACAACACCGCGUCCGAUGAACGCCUCAGAAUAAUAUCCGAUUUCAUGAACUAUCUCUUCCACUUGGACAAUAUCAGCGAUGGGAUGAUGACCAACGAUACUGAGGCUCUAUCCGACGCUGUCAUGAAUGCCUUGCAGUUCACCGACUCGAAGUUUUAUUGUCCUACCGCUGAGCUUAAUUAUGUGCGGCUCGAAGACGAACUGAACGCAGCGAAAUUAGCCAGAGACCCUUCUCCGACAUGCAGCUUCUGGGGUCGUUGUAUACGCGGAGCCAGUUCUGGCUGCCAAUCCCGGUUCAAAGAUAAUCUUGGACUUUUCUUCCAGGCUGUCAGCAAUCAAACUAAAUCUCGCGAUGCUGGAGUUAUCCCUGAUCUAGAGUCAUACAUCGAGAUACGAAGGAAUACUUCUGGUUGCAAGCCUUGUUGGGCUCUCAUAGAAUAUGCUCUCGACAUCGACCUUCCAGAUUUCGUGGUUGAAGACCCUAUCAUCAUAGCUCUGAACCAAACGACUAAUGAUCUUGUUACUUGGUCUAACGAUAUCUUCUCUUACAAUGUUGAGCAAUCUCGAGGUGACACGCACAACAUGAUCGUUAUCCUCAUGAAGCAUCAUGGACACACCCUUCAGGGUGCGGUUGAUUACGUCGGGAAUCUCUGCUACCAGACCAUUGAAUAUUUCAACGCGAAUAGGUCCAAGUUACCAUUCUGGGGAGCUGAAGUUGAUGAUAUGGUGCAGCGCUACGUGCAAGGCUUGCAGGACUGGAUCAUUGGGUAUGUGUCUCUAUUGGAGUCUCUCCCUCGUGGUGCACCAUUCACAGAACGCAAAUCUGACACAGGCUGUGCCCUUCAACCACCUAUCUCGAGUGCCUUUGGUGGCACGUACACAGCUGCGACUUACAACUCUGGUUUGCAGAAUAUUUCUAUCACGUUUGACUUCACCGGUACUGCCAUUUACGUCUACUUCAUCCUCGCAAACAAUCCUGCUCCUGGGAUUACCGCCACCACCGCCGCCAACUUCACUCUUGAUGGCUCUCUGGUCGGCACGUUUAAUCACUCACCCAAUACUAGUACUAGUGCUCCAGAUUUUCAAUUCAACCAGAGUGCGCUGGCGUUCUCCAAGGAUGGCUUGAAAAAUAUCACGCAUCAGAUGGUCAUUAGCACGUCGGGUCUGAGCGAGGAUGUUUGGGUAAAUUUUGACUAUGCUCUCUACACCUUCCAGGACGCUACAACGAUUUCCUCGUCAGAAUCUCUCUCUUCAUCCUCCACGAACAAUCUUCCAUCAGCUACAGCUUCUACUUCUUCCAAUAUAGGGAUAUCAUCCUCACAAUCUACAGAUGCGAUGCGCAUCGGCGUUAUUAUCGGGGGAGCAAUUGGUGGAUUAGUCGUACUUGGUGCAUUAAUAACAAUGCUGUGCAUCUGCCAUAAACGACGUAGGAGACGGAAUCAACAGGGACGAGCCAAUAUCCAUGUUAUUAACGAUCUCGAAUCUGGUUCCAAAGGUUCUGUCGUUGUAGAGCGCAAUAAACUCGAUCCGCUCAAACGACCCACUACGUCUCUUUCUACUUUGGACUUAAGUUCAGAAACUCAGCACCAAAAUGCUUUCGGGUCAUUGUUCUCGGUUCACAAGACUGAGAUACCCUCAGAGACUGGACUUGCGCUUGCCUCAUUCAUGAACGACGGUAUUGACUCCGCAUCAAGACGACACAGCCAUUGUAUCGAGAACAACGAUAUUUCUACUUCUGCCCCUGAGUACCAAUAUCGAUCUGUGAUAUCCACGUUACCCUCUGGGCGAACUGUUAUGGCCCCUGGCACAACGCAAGACUUCCUCACUACUCCUCUCUCUUCCUCCGGAAAUCUCACCGGGUCUACUUUCUCCAAGUUAACUUCUGCAACUCGAGUCGUUCCGACAGGCAAUGCAGCAUCUGAGAAAUACAAACUACGCCGUAUGCGACAACAGGAACUCGAGCAACAGAUGCGAGCGAUCAACGAGGAAAUUGAAGAGCUCAAGAACGAGGCUGCAGAGCGUUCAGACCCUACUUCGACUGGCUUAAUGUCUCGAACUAGCGUCCGAAAGAAGAAAUCCAUCAGAAAAGGGAGAAACACUGAUGAGAAUACGGACUCUGUCGCGCAGCUGAAAGCACAAAUUCGGGAGAUGUCAGAGGAGAUUUUAUCAUUGCAGUCUCAACAAAACUCGGCCUGGGCACAGGGCCUCAGCGACGAACCGCCGCCGGGAUAUUCUCCUCGCCUUGUGGUUGCAAACAUCAACUCGGAUGAAUAA